Molecule: messenger RNA, 330 nt
Organism: Periconia digitata
Lineage: Eukaryota; Fungi; Ascomycota; Dothideomycetes; Pleosporales; Periconiaceae
Source: the annotation of a GenBank genome assembly
AUGCGCAGAACUGAAUUUCUACAUAAAAUUAAGUCGCUAUUUGCCAGCGAGGCCAGCCUUCACGACACUUUCUGUGCCUUAUUCUGUUUUGACCUUUUGCUUGUCCAGUGUGAUAUCAUGCCUGCAGUUUAUAAUAUUGCUAGUUUUGUCAAAACAGUCCCCAAAAAUGCCGUCUAUAGUAUUCGUAUCUUCCCAAAUACUGUUAUUGAUUCGAAAUGGAGUUUGGAUGAUCCUGCACACAGCGAUAAUUGCAACGAUGAAUAAACCAAAAAAAAAUAAAAAUCGAGCGAUUACCAAGUACAGUAAUCCGCUCUUAUAGCAGUAACUCCC